CGGUGCUCGCGGGGAACGCUGUGCUAGUAGCGUCGUUUCCGUUGCCGGCUGUUUGCAGUUGGGGAAACCGAGGCAGACUCCAGCUCCCCCUAGCUCUUCCGCUUCUGUGAGGUGGCUGCUGUUUCUUUCCUCUCGCCCCAGGCUACUUCCAUGUGGGUGUGCUGAGAGCGCACGGGGAAAAAAAAAUGUUUAUUUCUCUGUGGGACUUCUUCUAUGGGCACUUUUUUCGAUUUUGGAUGAAAUGGCUCUUACGACAGAUGACUGGAAAGUGUGAAUUGCAGCGAAUUUUUGAUACCUAUAUAGGUGCACAGAGGACACACAGGAUAGAAAAUUCCUUGACGUACUCCAAGAAUAAGGUUUUACAGGAAGCGACAUUUGUUGCUCAGAGUGAAGUGGACAAGUAUGUAGAAGAUAUAAUGAAAGAAAAGAAUAUUAACGCCGAGAAGGAUGUCAGUUUUAAAAUCUGCAUGAAGGCAUGCUUACUGCAGAUAUCUGGUUAUAAACAGCUCUAUUUGGAUGUAGAAGGUGUGAGAAAAAGACCGUAUGAUUCCGAUAACCCACAACAUGAACAGCUGCUUCUCAAGCUUUGGAAUCUUCUAAUGCCUACAAAAAAGCUGAAGGCCAGAAUCUCCAAGCAGUGGGCUGACAUUGGUUUCCAGGGCGAUGACCCGAAAACAGACUUCAGAGGCAUGGGCAUACUUGGAUUGAUCAACCUCGUGUAUUUCAGUGAAAAUUAUACCAGGGAAGCUCAUCAGAUUCUUUCCCGUUCCAAUCAUCCUAAAUUAGGGUAUUCUUAUGCAAUAGUUGGAAUCAAUCUGACAGAGAUGGCUUAUAGCUUGCUGAAGAGUGAAGCUCUGAAAUUUCAUCUCUACAACUUUGUUCCUGGUGUACCAACAAUGGAACACUUUCACCAGUUUUAUUGUUAUCUUGUCUAUGAAUUUGACAAGUUUUGGUUUGAAGAAAAGCCAGAAAGCAUUAUGUAUUUCAACAUAUAUAGAGAGAAAUUUCAUGAAAAGAUUAAAGGACUCUUACUGGAUUAUAAUGUGUCACUUACCUUAAAAAUAUGAAUCAUCCCUCAUAUCUUCUAUUUCUACCACAUUUUGCACACACAGCAGAAUUUAUAUGUUGUAGUAGAAAUUUUCUGAUCAAUUACACUACUUAUAUGUAAUUUCCUACAAAAAUUUUUCAGAAAUUCUAUUUCAGAAAGCUAGUGGACAAUCAGUGUAUGUUUACAGUUGUUUAUACACUGUUCUCCAAAGGUAACUUCUGCUUCCAAAGAUCCCCUCUGUGGAGUCAUGGGAACUACAGUUUGGAACUUGGGACUUAUCCCAUUUAAUAUAAAAGUACAAAUCAGGUACUGUAUUUGUAUUAAAUUGGUUGAUUAAAAUGUGUAAAUAUCAGUUUUCACUUUAUGUGUAGCUAUCAAGUUGGUAUCUUUGCAAAGCUCUUAAAAUGUUUUGUUGAGUUUGGACAUGAUAGUUCUGUAUUUUCUUUCCCUUAUUUGUAAGUUAAUUAGGAGGGGGAGUAGUUCUUCAUGGUUUUUGUUUGUUCGAAUCUCAGGCAGAUGUCCGUGUUGCAUCGAUUGUAGCAACGAGAGCAUAGGUGUAUCAGGAGGAGAUGCGUGGCCUCCAUUUUGGCUCGUCUGAUUAUUUAACAUCACAGAUCAUGUUAGAAUGACAGUGUUGGCGACAAGCUUUUUGGUUUUAAAACACACUUUGAAAUAUUACAAUGUUAUUUGUAAGAUUUAAGAUAUUUCCUCAUCAUGAGUCUUUGCUUUUUGUUAGUGGUAGAAAAGCACCUGAGUUAGUGCUUGGUGUAAGAG
Pteronotus mesoamericanus is the source of this 1822-nucleotide messenger RNA. RefSeq names its product ELMO domain containing 2 (gene ELMOD2). The record is from RefSeq and is a predicted model, not a curated record. The transcript is spliced from 9 exons. Gene Ontology annotation, molecular function: GTPase activator activity. NCBI's taxonomy places the organism in Eukaryota, Metazoa, Chordata, Mammalia, Chiroptera, Mormoopidae. Gene Ontology annotation, cellular component: membrane. The coding region runs from base 186 to 1067 and encodes 293 amino acids.